CACUUUUUCCGAUUACAGGGCAGGUUAUUAAAGAAAGCACACCCGACUGCGUGCCGAACAUAACCGCAGAGUAGAACGAAGGAGUGCUGAGGAGAGAAGUCAACCAACAGAAGAACCCAACUUUACGACUAACAGGUGACAGAGGAUGUCCAGAGCUGACUGGUCCUUCCUGGAGCACCUGUUGGAGGAGGGGCAGGAGUAUAGCACCGGGGUGGGCCGCGUCUGGCUAACUGUCCUCUUCCUGUUCCGCAUGUUAGUCCUGGGCACUGCCGCAGAGUCAGCCUGGGACGACGAACAGGUCGACUUCGUCUGUAAUACCAAGCAACCUGGAUGUACCGCGGUGUGUUACGACAAAGCGUUCCCCAUAUCACAUUACCGCUAUUUUGUCCUCCAGGUGAUUUUUGUUUCCACACCGACUAUUUUUUACUUCGGAUAUGUGGCCAUGGGGGCUGCAAAGGAGAAAAAAAAAAAGGAGGAAGAUGAGGAGGAGAGGACGGUGGAGGGUGGGGGCGGUGAGGGACGAGAGAGGGGAGGAGUAAAGAAGAACGGAGAGAAGAAGAGGGAGGUGAGAAAGGGGGAUGAGAUAGAAGAACUAGAGGAGGAGAAAAGAGGGAGGAAGGAGGUGACAGCUCUCCCGGAGGUUCCUAAGCUAAAGGGCCGUCUCCUCUGCGCCUACGCCGCCAGCAUCCUCCUCAAGGUCCUCCUGGAGGUGGGCUUCAUCGUGGGGCUGUGGUGCCUCUACGGCUUCGUGAUCCCGGCCCGGUUCGAGUGCGUCCGGGACCCCUGUCCUCACACGGUGGACUGCUUCGUCUCCAGACCCACGGAAAAGACCAUCUUCACCAUCUACACCCAGGCCAUCGCUGGAGUCUCUCUCCUUCUCAACUUAGCAGAGCUCCUCCACCUCCUUCAGCUGGCCAUCACCCACCGCCUAGAAAAACGUUAUGCACAGGAGCAGUACACCUUUCCUGGCAUAGCCGUGGUUCCAAUCCGGCCUGGUGCUCCAAGCCUGGAGAUGGAGAUGCAGCAAGCUCUGCCUUAUCAGGAGAAGAGCCAUCUGUAUUUACCCAUGGGGGAGGCCGGCUACGCCAAGCCCAGUGAGAGUUAUCUGGACCUGGGGUCCAGAGAAGGGAUGGACCCUGGUGGUGACAUUCUCCCCAGUUAUUUGAACUGUAUGGGGGCGAUAAGGACUACACACUCUUCAGGGAGAACUCACCCUAAGAAAUACAACACACAACACACACACAGUAAGGGUGCCCAGAAGGGACACAGUAACAAACACACUAAGCAUUAUGUAUGAGGAAACCAGAGAGGUUUGGUUCUGUGAAUAGGAAUAAGCCAUGUGUCCACUACAGACUGAUACAGGCACCUUCGGGGGGGGGGUUGGAAUGCACAAGAAUAAGGAAACACUUUACUUGACACCCUGCGUCAUAACACUGUCAUAACCAUGUCAUAAUAUGUCAUAACAGCUGACAAAACUUGUCAUAACCUGUUAUAAUAUGGUCAUAACACUGUCAUAAUAUGUCGUAACAGCUGACAUAACUUGUCAUAACCUGUUAUAACAUGGUCAUAACACUGCCAUAUUGUCAUAACAGCUGAUAUAACUCAUCAUAACCUGUUAUAAUAUGGUCAUAACACUGUCAUAAUAUGUUAUAACAGCUGACAUAACUUGUCAUAACCUGUUAUAAUAUGGUCAUAACACUGUCAUAACACAUUUAGACCUGUUGUGACAUUGUGUAUAUUGUGUUAUUUUUAUGGCUGGUUAUGACACCUACAUAAGAGUGUCAAAACACACCACACAAGGCAAAACAUUCCAUUACAUCAUAGCCUACUUAUCAACAGUAUGUUUAUGUUAAUAUAACAUAGAUUAUUUUUUUUUGAAUUGACCAUAUUAAAUUAUCAUUGUAAUUGCACACACAUUGAUGUCAGACAUGCACCUGCCCCAAUGCUCUGUUUCUGAUGACUGGGAUGAAUGUAAGAGCAGAUUUCAGGAGCAGGACUAGACACCCUCUAUUAGACUGAUGACUGACGUAAGGGCAUGUACGUCAUAGGACUAUCUACCUGAUAUGAUUAUGAUGGUCAUAACGCUUCAUGACAGUGUCAUAAAGUGUAUUUUCUACAAGUUGUUUAAAAUAUGAUGAACAAAACAUGACUGUAAAGAAUUCAUUACAACAACAACAAAGGACUUAA
Molecule: messenger RNA, 2187 nt
Organism: Salmo salar (Atlantic salmon)
Lineage: Eukaryota; Metazoa; Chordata; Actinopteri; Salmoniformes; Salmonidae
Gene: gja4
Product: gap junction protein alpha 4
Biological process (GO): cell-cell signaling
Cellular component (GO): connexin complex
Molecular function (GO): gap junction channel activity
Source: RefSeq, a predicted model, not a curated record